GCGCGCAGUACACAGAAGCCUUUGAAAAUGUCGGUUGCAGGUUAAAAAUGAGAAGGAAUUUGUCUCCAGGAAGCUCAAACACGGCACAACAGUUUUGCUGUCUCUGUCUAGAUAUUUAAGAAGUGGAGCGAGGGAUUCAAUCGAUCAUCCUUCCUGCUCAGACUGUGGGGAGAGAUUCACUCGGUCAUUUGACCAACUGGCAACCCGUCAUUUUACACAGGAGAAAGGCCUUUCACCUGCUCAGUCAGUGGGAAUGGAUUCACUCGGUUAUCACAAUUGAAGGUACAUCAGCAAGUUCACACUGGGCAAGGCCAUUCAACUGUUCUCUGUGUGAGAAGGGGUUCAGUCGGUCAUCCCACCUGUGGACACACCAGUCAGUUCACACCACACUGGGCAGAGGCUGGUCAUCUGCUGAAUUUCUGGGAAAGGAUUCACUCAGUCAUCUGACCUAAUGGCUCACCAGCGAGUUCACACUGGGGAGAAACCGUUCACCUGCUCAGUCUGUGGGAAAGGAUUUACACAGUCAUCUACCCUACUGGUACAUCAGCGAGUUCACACUGGGGAGAAGCCGUUCACCUGCUCGGAAUGUGGGAAGGGAUUUAAUCAGUCAUCCCAACUACAGAGACAUCAGCGAGUUCACACUGGGGAGAAGCCGUUCACCUGCACAGUCUGUGGGAAGGGAUACGCUGACUCUUCCACCCUGCAGAGUCAUCAGCGAGUUCACUCUGGAGAGAGACCGUUCACCUGCUCAGAAUGUGGGAAGGGAUUCACUGAUCCAUCCACCCUACAGAGUCAUCAGCGAAUUCACACUGGAGAGAAGCCGUUCACCUGCUCAGUCUGUGGGAAGGGAUUCACUCAGUCAUCCCACCUACGGAGUCACCAACGAGUUCAUACUGGGGAGAGGCCGUUCACCUGCUCAGUCUGUGGGAAGGGAUUCACUCGGCCAUUCCACCUACAGAGUCAUCAGCGAGUUCACACUGGGGAGAGGCCAUUCACCUGCUCAGUCUGUGGGAAGGGAUUCACUCAGUCAUCCGACCUACUGGUACAUCAGCGAGUUCACACUGGGGAGAAGCCGUUCACCUGCUCAGUCUGUGGGAAGGGAUUCACUCUGUCAUCUACCCUACUGGUACAUCAGCGAGUUCACACUGGGGAGAAGCCGUUCAACUGCUCAGUCUGUGGGAAGGGAUUCACUCUGUCAUCUACCCUACUGGUACAUCAGCGAGUUCACACUGGGGAGAAGCCGUUCACCUGCUCAGUCUGUGGGAAGGGAUUCACUCGUUCAUCCCACCUACGGAGUCACCAGCGAGUUCACAGUGGGGAGAAGCCGUUCGCCUGCUCAGUCUGUGGGAAGGGAUUCACUCGGUCAUUCACCCUACAGAGACAUCAGCGAGUUCACACUGGGGAGAAGCCAUUCACCUGCUCAGUCUGUGGGAAGGGAUUCACUCGGUCAUUCACACUACAGAGUCAUCAGCGAGUUCACACUGGGGAGAGGCCGUUCACCCACUGA
Messenger RNA from Hypanus sabinus (Atlantic stingray), 1507 nucleotides. Its product is annotated as zinc finger protein 229-like. The transcript has 2 exons. Gene Ontology annotation, cellular component: nucleus. Gene Ontology annotation, molecular function: DNA-binding transcription factor activity, RNA polymerase II-specific; RNA polymerase II cis-regulatory region sequence-specific DNA binding. Lineage: Eukaryota; Metazoa; Chordata; Chondrichthyes; Myliobatiformes; Dasyatidae. The record is from RefSeq and is a predicted model, not a curated record. Bases 452 to 1507 code for a protein of 351 amino acids. Gene Ontology annotation, biological process: central nervous system development; regulation of transcription by RNA polymerase II.